Molecule: messenger RNA, 2237 nt
Organism: Oncorhynchus tshawytscha (Chinook salmon)
Lineage: Eukaryota; Metazoa; Chordata; Actinopteri; Salmoniformes; Salmonidae
Exons: 5
Coding region: 796-1437 (213 amino acids)
Source: RefSeq, a predicted model, not a curated record
AGUGAAGCAGUACGUUGUGUAUAAUACUUAUCUAUAUUUUGCGCUUAAUUAUCCCACAGAAAUUGAUUUACUGCGUGUGCGUGCCUGUGUGUGCAUGGUGUGAAAGAGAGCAUUCUCUGGCCUAGAAUCUAAUCCACUUAGUGGUGCUCUUGCAUCCGGCUUGUUGCCCGUCAGACACUUCCUCCAAUGAUGGACAAGACUGGCAGACACAGAGAGGCUAUGUACAGGACUGAAAUAGGAUGUUGAGGCUCUUGAUUGUUGCCACACUAUUCAACGGCAGAGAUGGAAUCAAUACUUUUUGCUCUAGUCGUGCAGCUAUUGCAAUGCACUCGAAAGCCAUUCUUAUAACAAUAUCUUGUUAUUUCUCGCCUCCUUUUCUUAUACACUACAAUUGCACAUCCAUACAAAACUGUAUAAUGUACAUGAAUAUAUCUGCAACCCAUGCUAUGGCUCUGUGUAAGCACAGCACAUAGUAUUAUAUCUGUGGUAGUAGUGGAUGGGUUGUUGUUAGCUGUGUUUAAAAGAUUAACCAGUCCUAGGAGCUUAGUGUUAGCAGCACUCACUGUGUUCUGCUUCCUUACUCUGUCGCUAUCUCUGGACCCUACUGCAGAUAGAGUUCAUGCAGAACACCUGAAGACUACUUGGCAUGCUUCUGUGCCUUUUUAUGGAGAUUUAAAUGGAAGUUUGAAGAGAAACUCAUUAACAUCCAUGCAUGCUUUUUCUUUGGUUCAGAACUGAGUUGUUUACCUCUCCUGCUUGUAGAGACUGCUACUGAGGGACAGAAGACAGGCAACCAUGAGACUGUACUCACUGCUGCUUCUGCUCCUGGGGUCCUCACACGGGGUAUUCGCACAGCUGCCUGAGUUAAUGGAGGAGGAAGGUAGCGGUGUGACAGAGGUGACUCCAGAGCCAGAACCUGUGGAUGACACCUACUGGUCAGGCACAGCCCCCAUCUGUAUGGGAGGUUGUAAGGGGAGACACCAGGAACUGAAGAAGGAUCGCUGUGGGGACUCUGACUGCUGCUGGUUUGGCUAUAAAUCCCUCUGCAGAGUGAACUGUGGGAGGCCUGAUGUGGACUAUAACGGGAUGGUGUACGGGAACGACUGGUGGGUGGGCUCAGUUGUCCGGUAUGCCUGUCGCUCUGGCUUCCUAUUGGUGGGGGACCCUGCCCGAGCCUGCCAGUCCAAUGGAGGCUGGACCCCCAAACCCUCCUGUCUCAGGGUGUGUCAUCAGGGCCGCGUGGAGAUCACUGAGAAGGAGCUAGAAACAGCUACCUGCUCCUCCACCUGUCCCCUUAAGUCCUACAUGGGGCCUCUUAAGCAGGGCUGCUACGGCAUCGACAACUGCAGGAAGAUGAAUCCUGACUGGAAGCGCUGGUUCACCCGCUGUGACACGUGCCUGUGUGAUUGCCACAUCGCCUGUGUAUCUUUAGGUUAAAAGACGGACAAAUUCCACUAUUGAGUGACUAGAAUAUGUAUUCCAAAACCAUCACAAGGAUAUCGGUGAACAGCCUAACAUCACAGAUCCUCAUUGGAAUCUCAAUCGGAAUGCUCGAAUCCUCGUCGGACUAUUGCUGCUUCAUCUGCUGUCAAAAGGAGGAUCAAAGGGAAACCUAGCGAGACAUCUCUGUGGAACUAACAGUCUGUUGUGAGAGACUGCGGUCCUAACCUCAACAACCUCAUAGGGUUAACGUAUAGAACACAGUGGAGGUAAAGACACUACUUUUCCUCAGUUUCCUAAACAAACUCCCUGACUACAUAAAGGACUCAUCAUGCAGCGUAUAUUAACCGUUUUGACGAUAGAGGGGGAGGCCUCUCCUAGUGUAGAGGUUCUGUUGGGAUUAACGAGUUGUCCUUUAGCUCAACCUGCUCAUUCAAUCUGUCCUGGAACCUAGAAUGAGCUAGUUGUUGAGCUGAGACCUUAAUCUUGUUACCCACCGCAGCCCAAAGGAGAGUAGAGGUUUCGGUGGAAGUCAGAGAGGAGGACCAGGUUAACUAUCUAACAGCAUGUUUACUGUACUGCAUGUGGGGAUAGCUUGGAAUACAUAAUAUGCAAUGUGUAUUUCUAAAUUAUUAAUUCUUAAUUACGAGAUUAUGCUCUAAAAAUAGCCUUAAAAUCUAAAUUAGAGCAUGACAGACGUAGGUUUACCAUGUUGAGAAAUAAGGUGAUGAAAGAAAUCAAGACAGGCCAAGGCAAACUUUUUUAUUAACAUAAUUGGUGAAGCAAAGGGAAAUUCU